AUUGAUAAGGCAUCCAAAUCGCUCCCUGUUUCCGCGUCACAUUUCCCAUCUGAACGAAGAAUAUGUCCGCCUGGUGGUCAGCCCUCCGACGAUCUCGCCCGUCCCUCCGCUCCACGUUCCUUCACUCCCAUUCCCGCCGGCCACCCACCUCUCUUCCACGGCAACCAUUGUUCCGUGCCUCCGCAGACCUCAACAGUAAUCCAACUGCCGACGAUGCCUCAUCCCUGUUGAAGUGGGCCUCCGGGAUCAGCACCGCCUUCGCUCUUUCUCUCGUUGUCUUUUCAAAAUCUUCUCCGUCUGUUUCCUUCUCUGAUUGCGCUACACCAGACCCUGCUGUAACGGCUACUGCUCCUGCUGCCCCGCAGUCUUCUAUCGAUAAUCGUCGACCCAAGUUUCUCUUUGGAGAUGCAUUUAGAAGGAAAGUGUUUUUCAAUUACGAGAAGCGGAUUAGGAUGCGCAGUCCUCCUGAAAAGGUCUUUGAGUACUUUGCUUCCUUCCGUGGCAAGGAUGGAAUGACUUUUAUGACACCAGCCGAUUUGAUGAGAGCGGUUGUUCCUGUUUUCCCAUCAUCUGAAUCUAACCUUGUGAGGGAUGGAUAUCUAAGAGGGGAAAGGGGUCCUGGUGAACUGCAUUGUUCCCCUUCAGAGUUUUUUAUGCUCUUUGAUACAAACAGUGAUGGCCUGAUAUCUUUUAAAGAGUAUAUAUUUUUUGUCACAUUACUUAGUAUCCCCGAAGCAAGCUUCUCAGUGGCAUUCAAGAUGUUCGAUCAUGAUGGAAAUGGAGCAAUAGAUUUGGCAGAGUUCAAACAUGUGAUGGCAUUGAUGCAAGCUCACAAUAGGCAAGGGGCCCACCAUAGUGAUGGACUUCGAGCAGGGCAAAAUUUAGGUGGUCAUGUCGAAAAUGGAGGCCUAUUUAAAUACUUAUUUGGGGAAGAUGGGAAGCAGCAGCUUCAACAUGAUAAGUUUGUGCAGUUUUUGAGAAAUCUUCAUGAAGAAGUGAUAAGGUUGGAGUUUGCACAUUAUGAUUUCAAGUCACAAGGAGCCAUAUCAGCAAAGGAUUUCGCCUUGUCCAUGGUUGCCUCUGCUGAUUUAAGUCAUUUGGGCAAAUUGCUUCGACGGGUCGAUCAUAUGGACAACAACCCACAAUUGUGCAAUCUGCGCGUCUCAUUUGAUGAAUUCAAAAGCUUUGCGGAGUUGCGCAGACAUUUGCUUCCGUUUUCGGUUGCACUUUUCAGUUACGGGAAAGUUAACGGCCUUUUGACCAGAACUGAUUUUAAAAGAGCUGCUUCUCAAGUUUGCGGGGUGGCGCUCACAGACAACGUGAUAGAUAUAAUUUUCCAUGUGUUUGAUACAAAUGGUGAUGGAAGUUUAAGCUCAGAUGAGUUGCUCAGGGUUAUCCAGAAACGGGAAACAGAUGCUGCUCAUCCUACAGAAGCUGGCUUCCUUAACUGGAUCUUUUGCUUCUUUAAUUGCACUCGAAAUUGCAGAGAUAAGAUCUCACUGCUAACCUCGGCUUGACAAACCAUUUACUCCAUGGAAAGGCGUAACUUUUGGCAUCAAUAGGACAAAGCAUGUAGUUAUGCAAGCUGCUCUCCAUAUGUCAAAUGUAAAUAUUCGGUCUUAUGUGCAUAACAAUAAGGACAAUGAUAGGAACGAGUAUGGGUUCAGAGAGUGGUUUAGGAAUUUUGCCCUUGCUAAUUUAUUAUGGGUAAAAUUAAGAAUAUUUUACCAUUCUGAGAACCACUCUUUGACCUUAUCAUGUAUAUAUCAUCAUUAUCCUAAUAGCAAUAACAAUAAUAUGAUGAUAAUAAUCAUAGUAACAAUAAUGGUAACAAAUCUUAGGUAGACUUGGUCUACGGUCUACCCCAGCAUUUGUAGGCUAAAGUACAAAAUAUUACAAUUGUACUUGGCAUGAGUAGAUCUUAGUGAUGUCAAUAUAUAUUGAAUGAAAUGAAUGAAUGAAUGAGUUGUUUUUAUUGGCUUUGUGAAA
Molecule: messenger RNA, 1989 nt
Organism: Cuscuta epithymum
Lineage: Eukaryota; Viridiplantae; Streptophyta; Magnoliopsida; Solanales; Convolvulaceae
Source: the annotation of a GenBank genome assembly